Aspergillus saccharolyticus JOP 1030-1 is the source of this 1965-nucleotide messenger RNA. RefSeq names its product glycoside hydrolase family 32 protein. Gene Ontology annotation, biological process: sucrose catabolic process. The transcript is spliced from 2 exons. Gene Ontology annotation, molecular function: sucrose alpha-glucosidase activity. The coding region runs from base 1 to 1965 and encodes 654 amino acids. NCBI's taxonomy places the organism in Eukaryota, Fungi, Ascomycota, Eurotiomycetes, Eurotiales, Aspergillaceae. The record is from RefSeq and is a predicted model, not a curated record.
AUGAAGCUCACCACCACCCUCACACUGGCCACCACGGCCACGGCCACGGCCACCAGCUACACCCUGGACACAACCCUCCCCCCACCCACCAACCUCAGCGCCCUCCCCAACAACACCCUCUUCCACCUCUGGCGCCCCCGUGCCCACAUCCUCCCCGCGAAAGGCCAAAUCGGCGACCCCUGCGCGCACUACACCGAUCCCACCACCGGGGUGUUUCACAUCGGCUACCUCCACGACGGCUCCGGCAUCGCCGGCGCCACGACCUCCAACCUCGUCACCUACACCGACGUCUCCGCCAACGGGAGCUUCCUGAUCCAGCCCGGCGGGAAGAACGACCCGGUGGCGGUCUUCGACGGGUCGGUCAUCCCGACGGGGGUCAACAACACCCCGACCCUGCUGUACACCAGCGUCUCCUUCCUGCCGAUCCAUUGGUCGAUCCCGUACACCCGGGGCAGCGAGACGCAGUCGCUCGCGGUGGCGGUGGAGGGUGGCAUGCGGUUUGAGCGGUUGGACCAGGGCCCGGUGAUCCCUGACCAUCCCUUCGCGGUGGAUGUGACUGCCUUUCGCGAUCCGUUUGUGUUCCGCAGUGCGCGGUUGGAUGUCCUCCUCCUCUCCACCACCGACACCACCAAUGAGACAGCCGUGCAGGCAGCGGUCGAUCACUGGACGGAGAAGGGCGCCCCCUGGUACAUCGUCAUCUCCGGCGGGGUGCACGGUCAGGGGCCGGUGCAGUUCCUGUACCGCCAAUACCACGGCAACAGCUCGGAGUUUCAGUACUGGGAGUACCUGGGGGAGUGGUGGCAGGAGGCCACCAACUCCAGCUGGGGGGCGGAGGGGGGAUGGGCUGGCGGGUGGGGAUUCAACUUCGAGACGGGGAAUGUGGCCUUCCUGACGGAGGAGGGCCACGACCCGCAGACGGGGAUGGUGGUUGUCACGCUGGGCACGGAGGGGUCGGACGUGCCGAUUGUGCCGCAGGUGUCGAGCCGACAUGAUAUGCUGUGGGCGGCGGGCGCGGUAGAGACGAGGCCGGAGGAUGGACGGGUGCAGUUCACCCCCUCGAUGGCCGGGUUCGUGGACUGCGGGUUCUCGGCCUAUGCGGCGGCAGGGAAGGUGUUGCCGGCGACCUCGCAGGUCUCGCGGGGGAGUGGGGUGGAGGUGGAUCGAUUCCUCUCGUUUGUGUGGUUAACCGGGGAUCAGUUCGAGCAGGCGGAGGGAUUCCCCACGGCGCAGCAGGGGUGGACGGGCUCGUUGCUGCUGCCGCGCGAGUUGACGGUGCGGACGGUGGACCAUGUGGUGGAUAACGAGCUGGUGCGUGAGGAGGGCGUCUCGUGGGUGGUGGAGUGGGGCGAGUCGGAGCACACGACUGUCACGCUGCGGACGCUGGGCAUCGCCAUCGCGCGCGAGACCAAGGCGGCGCUGCUGGCCAAUGGCUCGGUGGUGGACGAAGCGGUGCGCACGAUGCGCGAGGCCAGCGUCGUCCCCUUCCGCCAGUCCCCUGCCUCCAAGUUCUUCGUCUUGACGGCCCAGCUGGAUUUCCCCGCCGAGGCCCGCACCUCGGGGCUGCAAUCGGGCUUCCAGAUCCUCGCCUCCGGGCUGGAGCACACGACCAUCUACUACCAGUUCAGCAACGAGUCGCUGGUCAUCGACCGCAGCCAGACCAGUGCGGCGGCGCCGACCAACCCCGGGCUGGACAGCUUCACUGAGUCUGGACGGCUGCGGCUGUUUGAUGUGGUGGACGAGGAGGGGGGGCAACAGAAGAUCGAGACGCUGGAGCUGACGGUUGUGGUGGAUAAUGCGGUCCUGGAGGUGUAUGCCAACGGGCGAUUUGCGCUGAGCACCUGGGCGAGAUCCUGGUACGCCAACUCGACGGAGAUCCGGUUCUUCCACAACGGAGAGGGCGAAGUGCACUUCCGCAAUGUUUCGGUGUCGGAGGGUCUCUACAAUGCCUGGCCGGAGAGAAAAUAG